Molecule: messenger RNA, 1510 nt
Organism: Arachis stenosperma
Lineage: Eukaryota; Viridiplantae; Streptophyta; Magnoliopsida; Fabales; Fabaceae
Product: protein HIGH CHLOROPHYLL FLUORESCENCE PHENOTYPE 244, chloroplastic
Exons: 7
Coding region: 69-1247 (392 amino acids)
Source: RefSeq, a predicted model, not a curated record
AAAUGUAGAUCAGAUGAGAUGCAAAGAAAUGUGGUUCACUUUCACUGAACUCACUUGAGUUCUGGAAAAUGAAAAUGGCGCUACUGAAUCCGAACUUGAACCUCAGGUUACCAUUAACAGCACCUUCCCAAUCUCAGCAGCAACUAUCAUGGCGCUGCAAUGUGGCGGUAGCACCCACCAACCUUGGCACGCGAUUAGGAUUCGGAUCCCCCCUUUCUACUUGUUUCAGAGUGAGAUGCAACGCGGCGGCGCAGGCCGUGAAUGUUGCCGUUGGCAGCGGCACCCCUGUCAGAUCCACCAAUAUACUGGUAGUCGGCGCCACCGGAACUCUCGGCCGCCAGAUUGUCCGCCGCGCACUCGACGAGGGCUACGAUGUUAGGUGCCUCGUCCGCCCUCGCCCUGCCCCCGCCGACUUCCUUCGCGAUUGGGGAGCAACCGUCGUCAAUGCUGACCUCAGUAAACCGGAGACUAUUCCGGCAACACUCGUCGGCGUCCAUACUGUUAUUGACUGUGCCACCGGCCGUCCCGAGGAGCCUAUCAAAACUGUGGAUUGGGAAGGGAAAGUGGCUCUCAUACAAUGUGCUAAGGCAAUGGGAAUUCAGAAAUAUGUCUUCUAUUCCAUACAUAACUGUGACAAACAUCCUGAGGUCCCUCUCAUGGAAAUCAAAUACUGCACUGAGAAGUUCCUCCGUGAUUCUGGCAUCAAUCACAUCACAAUCCGUUUAUGUGGUUUCAUGCAGGGCCUUAUUGGCCAAUAUGCUGUUCCUAUACUUGAAGAGAAAUCUGUUUGGGGAACUGAUGCUCCAACUAGAAUUGCUUACAUGGAUACACAGGAUAUAGCGCGUUUGACGUUUAUAGCGCUACGUAAUGAGAAGAUGAAUGGUAAACUUCUUACAUUUGCUGGUCCUCGCGCAUGGACAACCCAAGAGGUGAUAACUUUGUGCGAGAGGCUUGCCGGCCAAGAUGCUAAUGUAACUACAGUUCCUGUCUCGAUUUUAAGAUUCACUCGCCAGUUGACUCGGUUUUUUGAGUGGACAAAUGAUGUUGCUGACAGAUUAGCAUUUUCAGAGGUCCUUACCAGCGAUACUGUGUUCUCUGUUCCGAUGGGAGAGACAUACAAUCUUCUCGGCGUGGAUUCGAAAGAUAUAGUUACACUGGAGAAGUACUUGCAGGAUUACUUCACCAACAUUUUGAAGAAAUUGAAGGAUCUAAAAGCCCAGUCAAAACAAACAGAUAUUUACUUCUGAAUGAUGAUGAUAUGUAAAUGAAAGCAAGGUCAUCAAUCAAUUAUUUUUAUGUAUAUUUUUAUUGUAUUUUGUGGUCUAACAAUUGAUUUUUGUUAUUUAAAAUUCGGAGCAAUCCAUUAUACAUACACACUCUAUUUGGGUAUGCUUAAGCUUAUGUAAUUACAGAGCUGAUUUUGCUUUGGUAUAGUUUAGUUUGAUGUAAGAACAAUGGUUGCUUAUGACAAAUGGAGUGGAAAAGAACAAUGAUGAGGUUUUUGUUACAA